UGUGUCUUCUCAAGCCCUAAAUCUCAGAUAAAAAAAAAAGCUUAUCAAAUGAUCAAAAGAAGUAUGAGUGUUGGCGCUUCCGUAUCGUCAAUCGCAACCACACGAAUUCCUAAUUGCCACCGUUGGAAAACCCUAAUUUCGCUGCCUUCUUCUUUAUCCUUCUGCAAUUGGAGAACGUCUCGGAUUUCAUCCUUGGCUUCGGCGCCAUCAGCGUCAAUGUCCACCAAAAGCACUGCUUCGGAGACCCAAGGGGUGGCCGUGGAGGCCCAGAAGUCCAAGAAGCCAUGGCUCAUCGUCGGCCUUGGUAACCCUGGCAAGAAGUACCAAUCCACGCGCCACAAUGUGGGCUUUGAGAUGGUGGAUGCUAUAGCCGAAGCUGAAGGGAUAUCCAUAAGCAGUGUUUCAUUCAAAGCUCUAUUGGGAAAAGGUUUUAUUGGAGAUAUUCCAGUUAUGCUUGCCAAACCCCAAACUUUCAUGAAUGCAAGUGGUGAGUCUGUUGGGGCCAUUGUUUCGUAUUACAAGAUUCCGUUGAAGCAAGUAAUUGUGAUUUUUGACGACUUAGAUUUGCCGUUUGCAAAGUUGCGGCUUUUGCCAAAAGGUGGACACGGAGGACAUAACGGGAUGAGGAAUAUCAUUGAUCACUUCAAAGGGAACCGUGAUUUUUCUCGUUUAAGGAUUGGCAUUGGACGGCCUCCUGGGAAAAUGGAUCCUAUCAACUUUGUUCUUCGCCCCUUCACCAAACAAGAACGUCAAGAGUUAGACUUUACGUUUCAACAUGGCCUGGAAGCAGUGCGGAUUCUUUUGCUUGAGGGGUUUAAUAAAAGUGCCACAUUUGUUAACAGUGCCAAACCCUUGGAACAACUUGGUUAAUUUUUGGCAUAAAAUCUAUGAUUUUUUUUUUUUUUUGGGUGAUCAAGGACUGGCAUAUAUUUUUCUAAUAACUGGCAUAUAUUAUU
This is a messenger RNA of Corylus avellana, 956 nucleotides long. RefSeq names its product peptidyl-tRNA hydrolase, mitochondrial. The record is from RefSeq and is a predicted model, not a curated record. Gene Ontology annotation, molecular function: peptidyl-tRNA hydrolase activity. Lineage: Eukaryota; Viridiplantae; Streptophyta; Magnoliopsida; Fagales; Betulaceae.